This is a messenger RNA of Protobothrops mucrosquamatus (brown spotted pit viper), 1164 nucleotides long. RefSeq names its product tetraspanin 2 (gene TSPAN2). Gene Ontology annotation, cellular component: membrane. The transcript has 8 exons. The record is from RefSeq and is a predicted model, not a curated record. The coding region runs from base 48 to 710 and encodes 220 amino acids. NCBI's taxonomy places the organism in Eukaryota, Metazoa, Chordata, Lepidosauria, Squamata, Viperidae.
UGCUGCCCAAAGAAGAAGCGAGCACGCGAGGAAGAGCCGCUGCUGCCAUGGGGCGAGUGCAAGGAGGGAUGCGCUGCGUCAAGUUCCUGCUCUUUCUUUUCAACUUCAUCUUCUGGUUGGCAGGUUCAGCUGUUAUCGCAUUUGGGCUAUGGCUGCGGUUUGGAAAUGUUAUAAGAGAUUUAGCAACUGAUGAGGCCUCCCCAGAAUAUUUUUAUAUGGGACUGUAUGUCCUGAUAGGAGCAGGAGUACUGAUGAUGGCAGUGGGAUUUUUUGGAUGCUGUGGAGCAGCACGAGAGUCUCAGUGCCUGCUUGGAGCAUUUUUUACUUGCUUAUUGGUGAUUUUUGCUGCUGAAAUCGCUGCAGGGGUUUUUGCUUUUCUGGGCAAGAAAACGGCAGUCAACGAAGUCCAAGCUAUCUAUGAAAAAGCUUAUGAAAACUACAUCAGUGAUCAAAGCAAAAACAAAACAAUCAUCAGAUUUCAUGAUGCACUUCAAUGCUGUGGGAAAGACAGUGACGCUCAAGUAAAACCCACCUGUCCAAAAGAAAUUGUGCCGUCUAAAAACUGUCUGACUGAAAUAGAGACUCUUGUUAAUUCAAAUCUUCAUUUACUUGGCAUUGUUGGGAUUGCAAUUGCUGGAAUCACAAUCUUUGGCAUGGUCUUCAGCAUGGUCCUUUGUUGUGCUAUCCGAAAUACAAGAGACAUGCUUUAGAAUGUUUCCUGUUUCGCGUUACUUUGAACCCAGGACUGAAAGAAAAGCUGCAACACAGUUCUGAAGAAGUGCUUGCCCACUCAACUUAACAACUGUAAUCCAUUUUAAUUAGAUGUUAAUCAACUGACAGAAAAGAGGGGUGUAUGAUGAGUUCAAGAGCUUCUUGUGAUUGCAUUUAAAAUUUUUAAACAAUUAAGAUAUGAGCAAUAAGAUAGGCUAACAAUCCCUUUUCAAGGCCAACAGUGAUAUCUAAAACUAAAAUUUAUUUGAAGUAUGACUUUGCACAGGUAUGGAGGAAUAGGCCCUGUAUGUAUGUGUGCUUGUUUGGGUGCUGAUGCACUUAUAGCUGUAUAUACAGUUCCUUUUAUUGUAUGUAUGUUUUGUGAGUAUCUUUAUCUGCAUGCAUAUUUCUGCAAUAUGUAUAUUAUGCAUGCGCAUGAGUGUAUACACACAC